This is a messenger RNA of Aspergillus wentii DTO 134E9, 1360 nucleotides long. Its product is annotated as alpha/beta hydrolase. The transcript has a single exon. NCBI's taxonomy places the organism in Eukaryota, Fungi, Ascomycota, Eurotiomycetes, Eurotiales, Aspergillaceae. The coding region runs from base 14 to 934 and encodes 306 amino acids. The record is from RefSeq and is a predicted model, not a curated record.
CCACAUCUUUAAUAUGGCAGCAACCCGCCUCUCUCUCUCCGCAAGACAACUCCACCAAACCCUUCCCCUCCAUAAUGGCCGCACCUUAGGAUACGCAGAAUACGGCCCUGCAACCGGCUUUCCCCUCCUCUACUUCCACGGCUUUCCCUCCUCCCGCCUCGAAGCAUCAGAACUCGUGAAUAUAGCCAACCGACGCAAACUGCGUAUCAUCGCUCCUGAUCGGCCUGGAUUCGGGCUGUCUACCUUCCAACCCAACCGUCGGAUUAUGGACUGGCCUGCUGAUGUUGAUGCGUUGACGAAUCAUCUUGGACUGUCUAAAUAUGCGAUCAUGGGUGGCUCGGGGGGUGGUCCGUAUGCGGUUGCAUGUGCGCAUGCGUUGCCAAGCGACAGACUAUCUGCAGUUGGUGUCCUCGCUGGAUCAGGGCCAUGGACAGCAGGGACAGAAGAUGUCACAUUAUCACGAAAGAUGACAGCUUUCGGAGCGAAGCAUUUCCCACGAGGCCUUACAGGAUUAGGAAAUGGGAUAAUCGGGACCCUCCGAUGGGGAACUGCUACCAGUCCAGGGAAACGAUGGAUGGAUAACUAUCUCAACAAUAUCGAGCAAGACUUCGAGGGGAAAGAUCUGCCAGUCGAAGAACGAAGAGACCAGAUUCUACAAAUUCUCUUCGAGGGUUUCGCUCAGGGUUCCCGUGCGACUGUCCAAGAAGCAGGGUUAUUGACGCAGGACUGGGGAUUUAAACUGGAAGAUGUGUCAUAUAAUAAGAUCCAGAUGUGGCAUGGAACGAAGGAUGAGAAUUCGCCUAUUCGGAUGAUGCGGUAUAUGGCAGAGAGACUGCCUCAUUGUGAGCUGCAUGAGUCGGAUGAAGACCAUUAUACGAUUGCGCAGCAUCUCGAGGAUAUUCUCACAGAAUUCUUACCUGAGACUGCAAGAUAAGCCAAUAGGCCAUAUGUAAAUAGUGUACAUUAGUUAGAAUACCCCACUCAUAUAUUGUUCAUUGAUUUUCUUCAUAUUCCUGUCAUUCUAGUGUCGGAGAAAAUAACCACAUGGUGAAUGGCACAGCUUGGUUCCAAAGGCCGGAUGCAAGAAAACCUGCAUUAAAUCAUGAAGAUCCCAAUGAUCUUUUUCCCGAUCGAUCUUCGAUUCUGGGUUGAUACCUUAUGUAGCAAUGAUCAUCGUGGCGGUCUGAGAGGUUCGUCGAUGUGGAUCGAAACGGUCUCGAAUGAGGGUCUGAUGGACCCUGAAAUAUUUUCAUUAUUUAUUCUGCGGGCAAAUGGGUGUCAGUUUGUUCCCUACUGAUGCUGUUCUUUUAAAAUGACUUGGACGACUCAGCAUUAUCAUCCAUUCCAAAUAAUAUCAUCA